UGCAAUUGGAGCAAUCGAGCCUCCGAGAUGCAGCAACUCAGCCUGAAGCUGACCCGAAAAUCCCGGCAAUGGCCACUAUCAUUCCCCCCGCGGCUGACCUGCCAAAUACAACCCACGGACGGGGAAAUCAAGUGGAUGCUAUUUUAGCUUACGAGAUGUCCGUUGAAGUUCCGCCAACAAACGAUCUCGGAGGCGUGCCAGGUAUUAAUGAGGCGCCUCCUGCGGCCCCACCCUCUAUGCUGGGAUCAUCUGGAUCUGUCAGAACUGUUGAAGGGGCACUCCUGCUGCAUGUGGGCACCCCAUAUCCCGCCCAUAUUCCCACUUCUGGGACAAGCUUCUCCAUUGGCAGGACCAUUUUCCCUAACUUAGCGCCCGCCUUCCAUUCAGCGGCUCCCGACCAUGAAGUGGUAUCCUACAGCGAGAAUUGGAAUCCUACGGUGCCAGACAGCUCACAUAGCGCCGUUGACUAUGGAGAUGCGGGACCUAUUACCCUCUAUCCACACUUCAAUGUCGCUUCGCAUGAAACUCGCGAUGGAAUCUCGGGAAAUGGUACAAAUUGGGACGGAGGUGCUGUGAGUUUGCUUAGAGAUCUGGCUUGGGAUAUGGGAUAUUGCCUCAUCCCUCGGGGAGCCUGCAUCUCCGAUGGUGGCAAUCUUGCAUCGGAGUUCCAUUUGGUGGUUUGAGC
Cantharellus anzutake is the source of this 685-nucleotide messenger RNA. RefSeq lists its product as uncharacterized. The transcript has a single exon. Lineage: Eukaryota; Fungi; Basidiomycota; Agaricomycetes; Cantharellales; Hydnaceae. The coding region runs from base 69 to 683 and encodes 204 amino acids. The record is from RefSeq and is a predicted model, not a curated record.